CUUUUCUUGCGUUUCUCACCGCGUGCACCUAACAAAAAUUACCAUCUACCCGCCAUGUCUCGUCAGACUCCGUUAAAAAAAUCGAGCAAAACUCGGUCGUCGCGCGCCGGCCUCCACUUCCCAGUGGGCAGGAUCCACAAGAUCCUCCGCAAAGGAAACUUCGCGCCGCGCAUCGGAGGCGGAGCGCCGGUGUUCCUGGCGGCGGUGCUGGAGUACCUCGCGGCGGAGCUGCUCGAGCUGGCGGCGGACGCGGCGCGGGACAGCCACAAGAGCAGGCUCGUGCCCAGACACGUGCUGCUGGCAGUCAGAGGCGACGAGGAGCUCAGCCGCGCGCUGGCCGGCGUCACUGUCGCGCAGGGCGGCGUGCUGCCCGCCGUACACUCCCAGCUGCUGCCCAAGGCCGCCGCCAAACAGACGCACUGACGCUGUGCUGUCCACGAUAAUCAUUUAGUUCGCUUAUUUUGUGAUGAUGACCUAAUCAUGGUCUGAUUGACAAAGUCCUUUUCAGGACUGCAGAU
This is a messenger RNA of Plodia interpunctella (Indianmeal moth), 518 nucleotides long. Its product is annotated as histone H2A-beta, sperm-like. The record is from RefSeq and is a predicted model, not a curated record. The transcript has a single exon. Bases 55 to 423 code for a protein of 122 amino acids. Gene Ontology annotation, molecular function: structural constituent of chromatin; DNA binding; protein heterodimerization activity. Gene Ontology annotation, cellular component: chromatin; nucleosome. Lineage: Eukaryota; Metazoa; Arthropoda; Insecta; Lepidoptera; Pyralidae. Gene Ontology annotation, biological process: heterochromatin formation.